Rattus norvegicus (Norway rat) is the source of this 3523-nucleotide messenger RNA. The record is from RefSeq and is a predicted model, not a curated record. Lineage: Eukaryota; Metazoa; Chordata; Mammalia; Rodentia; Muridae.
GUACUCAGGGUGUGGGCUGCUCUUAGUCUCUGCAUAGCAGCUGUGUCGGCCACGUGUGUUGUGUGGUCUUUUUUUUUUUUUUUUUUCUUUAGGGAGACAGGGAGAUAGGAUGCAUGUGAUGGAUGUUGUCAUCUGGCCCCAGUUUCUUGUCUUUGAUCCUCUUCCACAAGAGCAUGGAUGAAGAUUUAAAAACAACAAACCCCCCCAAACAGAAAUUAUACAGCAGUAAUUGGAAUCUUUUAACUGAGCCAAUAGGGUACUUGGAAUCAUGUUUCUCAGCCAAGAUUGGUACUCCAAGGCAGCCAUCCAUUUGUAGCCAAUCCAGAGCCUGUUUGAAGAUCAGAAAGAGCAUCUUUAAUAAUCCUGAACAUUCCUUGAUGGGCCUAGAACAGUUUUCUCAUGUUUGGAUCUUGUUUGUCUUUCAUAAAAACGGCCAUUUGAAUUACAAGGCAAAAGUGCAACCCCCUAGGCUGAACGGGGCAAAGACCGGAGUGUUCUCCACACGGAGCCCCCAUCGCCCGAAUGCAAUAGGACUGACACUGGCCAAGCUGGAGAAGGUGGAAGGUGGAGCUGUAUACCUGUCUGGAAUUGACAUGAUACACGGCACACCUGUGCUAGACAUAAAGCCCUACAUUGCCGACUACGACUCACCACAGAACUUGGAGCCACAGACUAAACACCACAAGCUGAGGGCUGCGGGCCCAUCUGACGCCACAGCUAACAGUUGUGACCAGCAGCUGCUCUCAGGGUGUGAGAAAGCACAGCCUUGCCACAGCACCAAGGAGAAACCGAAAUGCCGUGAACACAGGACCUCGGAUGAAAACUCCCAGAAGUUCAGAGACACCUCAGAAAUCCAGCACACUUUGCCAGAGGACAGAGAGAGAGCAGUGGAUUUAGCCCUGGAAUCAAGCAGAGAGGAAACCAUGGAUGAGCCUGAAGAUCAGCUUGGCCCACAGGAGCUGAAGAGCUUUCUGGAAGAAGGCACAGAUAGACCAAGGAAAGUGGAAGGUGCCUUGGUCCUGCGGGGGAGCAGUGCAGAAACACGGUGGGAUGCUUCCUGCCAUGCCAGGACAGCUGACAGAGUGCCCUGCAGUGUUGUCCCCAGCUGGGUGAAGGAGGCUCCUGUAGCCACUUUACAAGUCCGGUUUACUCCUCAUGCAGAGAUGGAUCUGAGGAAGCUCAGUUCAGGAGGUGCUAGUCAGACGUCGUUUAAAUACUUCCAUUCCGCAGAGGAAGCCAAGUGUGCCAUUGAGGCUAUGCUGUCAGCAGACCCUCGGUCUGUGUACCGGCGGAAGCUCUGUGAGGACCGCCUUUUCUUCUUUACUGUGGACAUAGCACAUGUCACGUGCUGGUUUGGUGAUGGCUUUGCAGAGGUUCUGAGGAUUAAACUGGCUUCUGAGCCUGUUGAGGUGGCUGACCCUGAGGAGUCUUUGGUGGCCUUGGGGUCUUGAGGAGCCUAGAGUGUUUUCAGAAGCUCCGUUGGUGUCUGGAUGUGCCGGCUCCUGUCAUCUAACUGCUUUAAUCGGCUCUGUUUAAAAUAUUUAUGUGAAGGAAAUUUUGUUGGUUUUUGUUUUCCAAGAAAGGAUUUUUCUAGGUAGCCCUGGCUAUCCUAGAACUUACUUUAUAGACCAGGCUAGCCUUAAACUCAGAGAGAUCUAUCUACCUCUGCGUCCUAAUGCUGGGCUUACCGGUGCAGGCCACUCUGCCUGGCAAAGGAAAUGUAUGUCAGUAAACUUACCCGAGCACUGUAAAAUCAGUACUCACUGUGGGCUUUGCUCCAGUGCUGAAGACUCCCAAAGUGCUGCCGUAGGGGCUGCCUGGAAACACUCUUUAUUCUCGGUGCUCGACACAGAGAACAUUCUAUUUUAUUUUACUGGUUUUUCCAGACGGGGUCUCUCUGUGUAGCCCUGGCUGUCCUGGAACUUGCUCUUCAACCAGGCUGGCCUUGAACUCAGAGAUGCGCCUGCUCCUGCCUCCUGAGUACUUAGAUUAAAGGUGGCCACCACACAUGGCAACAGAGAACAUUCUAACAGGGCCUCUCAUGUUUCAUCUGAUCCAUUCAGCAGUUCACAUCAGCCUUCCUCACUCAAGAACCUGACCUCUCUGUUCUGUGUUCAGUUACUCUGUGACUGUGAAGAAGCUGCCGUGAUUUAGUUUUAGAUGAUUAACAUGAAAUGAAUAAAAUGUGGGACAGGUUCAAGGCAGACCCUUAUAUAGCCCAUGGUAGCCUGGGACUCUGAUUCUCUUCUCAGUUUCCUGGGUCUGGGAUUAUAGACCUACACCAACACACCUGGCUCAAGAUUCAUUUUGUGCCGCCAGUCAUGGUUUGUGGAGGAGGUAGACAUAAACAAGGCAGUGUAUUACAGGUUGAUAAACUAAUUAACACCACACAGGUCCAUGCCAUGUAGGAAGUGAUUGUAAGAAUGUGUGGCCUGUAGGUGAUUUUAAUGAGAUGGUCUGAGAUAACUGAAGAUUUACAAUCGGAGUAACCAAAUUAGACACCUGUCAACAUGACGCUCUUUCCUAAUCGCAGCUGCAGAUCUCAGAGCUGAUUGAUCACGGUUUGGAAGCGACCCCACAGCCUGUGGAAACUUGUCCAGUCAUUGCGGCUGAUGACAUUCCACUCCUAAGCCAGACUGGUUUGUAGCUGGUUAUUACCUUUGACAUUGCAAUGUUUUGGGACAGGAUCUUAAAUUCAAUUUUUCUAAAGCUAAAAGAUUGUUAGAAGUUGUAAAAUAGCUCAGAGGUCCCCUUUAACCUUUAUCUGGCGUCUCCAUAAGGAACAUCUAGACAUAUAGUAGAGUCCUAGCUAAGAAGUUGGCGUUCUGACACCUUCUUGUUCGUGUGUUCUGUUCAUGUGGGUGUAUUUUGUGUGGAUAUGUCCGCAUGUGUGGGUGUAGAGACCAGAAGUGGCACCUGCAUUUUUAAAACUAUUAAAACAAUACCCUUGGAGUUGGGCAUGAUGGUACACCUUUAAUCCCAGCACUCAGGAGGCAGAAACAGGCAGAUCUCAGAGUUUGAGGCCAACCUGGUCUAUAGAGUGAGUUCUAGGAUAGUCAGGGCUAUGCAGAGAAACCCUGUCUCAAAAAACAAAAUCCUUGCAAAUAAGUAAGAACAUCACCCAAGUUAGCCAGAUCCAGUGACUCUGCAGCUUACCAGAUAGAGUUAGCAUUCGGAAUGGAAGUUGUAGAGCAUUACAUUAAAUAUGGAUUGAAUAUAUUUUAUACUCUUUUUAAUUUCAAUUUUUUGAGAUAGGGUCUCAUGAUAUAGCUCUGCUGUCCUGGAAUUCACUCUGUAGAUCAGGCUGGCCUUGACUCAGAGAGAUCCACCUGCCUCUGCCUCCCGAGUGCUGGGAUCAAAGGUGUGCUCCACGGUGCCCAGCUUAAAUGAGUUCUCUGUUUUGAAUAUAUUUUAUACUCCCACCCACCCCCAAUACAGAAGAUCUGUGACAGAAUUAUAACUACAAAACAUACCAUUCACUUUUUAUUCUCUUAUAAAAUGCAUGAUUAUUACCUCUUAAAAA